AUGACUGAAACCGCCAAACCUGACGGCAUCUUCUCGAGGCUCAGGACCACUGGUCUGGAGCUCAGGGAGAAAUUGAACCACGAGAGCCUUCACGAUGCCAAGGUUGCCCUCAUACACAGAAAGCAUGAAAUUGGGAAAUUCGGGAACCUGUUCAACGCAAACCACCGCCAUGACGAAGAGCACGAAAAAGCCACCGACGAAAAACGGACCCGAAUGUCUCAAGCGAACCGCUACGAGUCUUACUUCCCCGAACGCGACGGAAACAUCGUGAAAUGGUACGUCGACGGCCGCGACUACUUCUGGGCCGUCUCCGAGGCCCUCGACAAGGCCAAGGAACUCAUCUACAUUGCCGACUGGUGGCUAAGUCCCGAGUUCUUCCUCCGCCGACCGCCGCAGGCUAAUCAAGAAUGGAGACUGGACAACGUUCUCAAGAGGAAAGCUGAACAAGGGGUCAAGAUUUACGUCAUUGUGUAUCGGGAGGUCGAGGCGGCGUUGGCGUGUAAUUCGCUCCAUACGAAGCAUGCCCUUACCGAAUUGUGUCCGAAAGGAAGCCCCGGGUACGGAAACAUUCGAGUUAUGCGACACCCGGAUCAUAACGUAUUUGAAAAUGUGGCCGAUAUGACUUUUUACUGGGCUCAUCACGAAAAGUUCAUCAUCGUGGAUUAUGAGCUCGCCUUCAUCGGCGGCUUAGAUCUCUGUUUCGGUAGAUGGGAUUUGCACCAGCACCCUCUCGCCGACUUGCACCCCGACGGUGUCGCCAACUCCAUCUGGCCCGGCCAGGACUUCAACAACAACCGCGUAAUGGACUUUAAAAACGUCGCGGACUGGAAAGAGAACGAAUUAAGCAAGGCAGAGCACGGUCGCAUGCCGUGGCACGACGUCUCCAUGGGCGUUAUUGGGCCUUGCGUCUACGAUAUAGCCGAGCAUUUCAUCCUGCGAUGGAACUGCAUCAAGCGAGACAAGUAUAAGCACGAUGACAGGUACGAUUGGCUCGAGCUGCGCGGCCGUCAGGAGGACGAAGACCUCGUUGGUGUGCAGAGGCCCAAGCAUCCAGUCGGAGAGUACAUACUGCACCCCAUCACUCCCCUCGAGACCAAGAACCUCGACAAGCGGGGAACCGUCCACGCGCAGAUCGUCCGAUCAAGCGCCGACUGGUCCAGCGGCAUCCUGACGGAACGCUCGAUCCAGAACGCUUACUCGGACAUCAUCCGCAAGGCGCAGCAUUACGUGUACAUCGAGAACCAGUUCUUCAUCACGGCCACGGGCGACAAGCAGGCGCCAGUGCACAACACCAUUGGCGCCGCCAUCGUGGACGCCGUUCUGCGCGCCCACGAGGAGCGGCGCAAGUUCCGCAUCGUCAUCUUGAUCCCCGCCAUUCCGGGCUUUGCGGGCGAUUUGCGCGAUGAUGCGGCGACGGGCACGCGGGCCAUCAUGCAUUACCAAUACCGGUCCAUCUGCCGCGGCGAAGAGUCCAUUUUUGCCAAAAUUCGGGCCGCGGGCGUCGAGCCCGAGAAGUACAUCUUCUUCUUUAAUCUGAGGUCGUACGACAGACUUGCUAGGACGGCCGCCAUCGUCGAUAUAGAGAAGGAGACGGGCAUCAAAUACCAAGAGGUCCAGCGCGGUCAUGCCGAGGAGCUCAUGGGCGAGGCGAUCCACCAGCGUGAGGGAGAGUCCGACCGUAGGAGGGAAGGAUCCCCGAGCCGGAGACACCAGCGCAAAGCAGCCGCCGCAGCCGAAGCCGAGGAGAAAAAAGAAGGCGGGCAGGCCGUAGCGGCUCGGGAUAAAUUCGAGGAGGCCCUCGCGAAACGCAGGAAGAACGAGACGCGCAAAAUUUCCCCCUCCGUCGCGCACCAUGCCAUGUCCGGCACAGGCGGCGGCGAAACCCUCCUCGUCGAACCAUGGGACGAAAACGCAGAAGAAGGCGUCGAGGUGAUGAACUGGAUCCAAGAGGAGCUAUACAUCCACUCGAAACUCCUCAUCGCCGACGACCGCAUCGUCAUCUGCGGCUCGAGCAACCUCAACGACCGGAGCCAGCUGGGCAACCACGACAGCGAGCUAAGCAUCGUCAUCGAGGACACGAAUCUUAUCGACAGCACCAUGGAUGGAAAAUCGUACCGGGCGGGCUGGCACGCCGCCACGCUGAGGCGGUAUCUUUGGCGCGAGCAUAUGGGGCUCCUGCCACCGCAGGCGCUCGAUGCCUCGAAGGAUGUGAAUGCGAGGCCUCCUGGGGAGGCGUGGGGGAAUGAUCCGUGGGAUCGGGAUGAUAGCUAUUCAUUUGUGGAGGAUCCGUUGAGUGACGAGUUGUGGAAGGAGUGGACGGAACAGGCGACGACGAAUACGGAAGUUUUUAGGCAUUUGUUCCACGCGGAUCCUGAUGAUCAUGUCAAGAAAUUUGACGACUAUGAUAGGUACAUGGCGCCGAGGGGCGUGAAGCCGGGCCACAUUUUUGACCAGUUCCUGCCCGUGCAGGAUAUCAAGGAGAAGUUGGCCAAGAUCAGGGGACAUCUCGUGUGGAUGCCCUUGAAGUUUUUGGAGGAGACGGAGAUGGCGGAGAAGGGGUUGCAGGUGAAUCAGUUUACGGAGAGUGUUUAUACAUGA
Molecule: messenger RNA, 2598 nt
Organism: Scedosporium apiospermum
Lineage: Eukaryota; Fungi; Ascomycota; Sordariomycetes; Microascales; Microascaceae
Product: Phospholipase
Exons: 4
Coding region: 1-2598 (865 amino acids)
Biological process (GO): cell motility; phosphatidic acid biosynthetic process; intracellular signal transduction
Molecular function (GO): D-type glycerophospholipase activity
Source: RefSeq, a predicted model, not a curated record